AUGACAGAAACACGCAAAAGAAAAUGCCUAUCAGAUAGCGGAAAUCCCCAGGAGGAUGCAGGGUCUCUAGCGACAGACCAGCAAACUAAGACGGUUGCAGAUGCGGCUGGCUCCUCCCUCCAAAAGCCCAAAUCUGGCCGAACACUCUUUGUGCGGUCUCUCCCCGCGUCCGCAACGACUGAGAGCUUAACAGAGUACUUCUCGCAAUCAUACCCCUUGAAGCAUGCUACCGUUGUUCUUGACCCUCAGACGAAACAAUCGAAAGGCUAUGGAUUUGUCACCUUUGCCGACCACGAAGAUGCCGCGAAGGCUUUAGAGGAAUUCAACGGCUCGGAUUUUGAUGGUAGAAAACUCAAAAUUGAAGUCGCUGAGCCACGCCAUCGAGAGAUUGACGAAAACGGGGGAAAGAGUGUGUCUAUUUCCCACCUGAAACAAGUGCGAGAAAUUCGAAAAACCCAAGCUCAACCGCCCAAACUCAUCAUCCGAAAUCUGCCAUGGAGUAUAGCGGAACCAGACCAAUUAUCCAGCCUAUUUCGAAGUUUUGGCAAGGUUAAACAUGCGGUUAUCCCGAAAAGAGGCACUAAACAUUCUGGGUUUGGAUUCGUGGUCUUGCGUGGUAGGAAAAACGCGGAGAAGGCUUUGAACGCGGUGAACGGCAAAGAGGUUGAUGGAAGGACUCUGGCCGUUGAUUGGGCUGUGGAGAAAAGUGUCUGGGACGAGUUUCAAAAUCAUACGGAUGAUGUUAUUGAUGGUAAAGGCAAAGAGAAGGAGGGGCCUGAUAAUGAUAACAAAUUAAAUGAGAAAGAAGAUGAGUCCUCAACAGAUGAUGAAUUGAAUGGUAGGCUAGAGGAUGAUGAAGGAGAGGAGGAUGAAGAUGAUAUAUCUAUGACUGAUUUAGAGGGAGAUGAGGAAGAUGCAGGUAAAAAAAUUGAUGAGGAGGUCGAGGAUGAACGAAACGCUUCAACUGUUUUUAUCCGCAACCUACCUUUUAAUGCUACAGACGACUCGCUCUAUGAACAUUUCGUUCAAUUUGGACCAUUAAGAUAUGCCAGAGUUGUUGUUGACGCGGAAACAGACCGACCGAGAGGAACAGCUUUUGUUUGCUUUUGGAAGAACGAGGACGCAAUAUCUUGCCUUCGUGAUGCCCCGAAACGAACAGAUUUACUCCGGUCCGAAGAUUCGAAACCCAAGAUGUCUACCAUAAAACAUUCAGUUCUCGAAGACGAAAAUAAGGACCCUUCUGGAAAAUAUACAAUGGAUGGUCGGGUUUUACAACUAUCUCUCGCAGUUAGCAAAUCCCAGGCCGCUAAGUUCGAGGCCGAAGGCAGUUCGCGUAGGCAGGCUCGUGACAAAGACAAACGUCGACUAUUUCUUCUGUCUGAGGGUACCAUUCCGUCUAAUUCUCCCCUCUACAAACAACUCUCCCCUUCAGAAAUUGCAAUGAGAGAAACAAGCGCCAAACAACGACAGAAACUCAUUAAAAGCAACCCGAUGUUACAUAUCAGUCUCACCCGUCUAUCUGUUCGUAACAUUCCUCGGAACAUCGAUUCCAAGGCUCUUAAGGCGCUUGCGAGAGAAGCAGUUGUCGGCUUCGCGAAAGACGUGAAGAGCGGUCUACGUGAGCCCUUAUCGAAAGAGGAGCUUCACCGAAGUACUGAGGACAUGAAGGAGGCGGACAGGUUGCGGAAGGCAAAAGGGAAGGGUAUCAUCAAGCAAGCCAAGGUCGUCUUUGAAGGUAAAGAGGGCAGUAAGGUUGACGAGAAGAGUGGAGCUGGCCGAAGCCGUGGAUAUGGAUUCAUCGAAUACUAUUCUCACCGCUCUGCAUUGAUGGGACUUAGAUGGCUCAACGGACAUGCAGUUUCUGGAUCCGACAAGAAGAAACGGCUCAUUGUUGAGUUUGCGAUCGAGAAUGCGCAGGUCGUCAAGAGGAGGCAAGAUAAGGAGGAGAAAUCGCGAAAUCAUGAAGACCAUAGCGCAAGUCAACAAAGUCGCACGCAAAUGAAGGCAUCCCGAAGUCGUCAAGAUUCUUCAAAACCUAGCUUCCCUCCCCAGCAGGGAAUGAAGCGGAAGAGGUCCGAAAGCGCUGGGCAAGGGAACGCAAAUCCCAUGCCAACAACCAAGGCUGAUAAUGCAAACGAGACCAAGCUUGAGAAGGACAACCAGAUAGCGAAGAGAAAUAGAAUUAUUGCGAAGAAGAGGAUGAUGAGAAAAAAUAGGAAGUGA
Histoplasma capsulatum G186AR is the source of this 2223-nucleotide messenger RNA. RefSeq names its product RNA recognition domain-containing protein-containing protein. NCBI's taxonomy places the organism in Eukaryota, Fungi, Ascomycota, Eurotiomycetes, Onygenales, Ajellomycetaceae. Bases 1 to 2223 code for a protein of 740 amino acids. The record is from RefSeq and is a predicted model, not a curated record. The transcript has a single exon. Gene Ontology annotation, molecular function: RNA binding.